Molecule: messenger RNA, 2716 nt
Organism: Poecilia reticulata (guppy)
Lineage: Eukaryota; Metazoa; Chordata; Actinopteri; Cyprinodontiformes; Poeciliidae
Gene: arl13b
Product: ADP-ribosylation factor-like 13b
Biological process (GO): non-motile cilium assembly; receptor localization to non-motile cilium
Cellular component (GO): non-motile cilium; motile cilium; ciliary membrane
Molecular function (GO): GTP binding; GTPase activity
Source: RefSeq, a predicted model, not a curated record
ACUUGUUGGGGCUUCGGAUAGAUGUACAUAGGUUGAUCAAGCCCUGCAAGUACCUAGUGUAAAAUGCCAUUCCGCUUUUCCCCGAACGCGGAAACCGAGUUGCAAAGACAUAUGUCUAUGUGUAAAGAGCCCAUUUAAUUAUGACGUCGCACCCUUUCGGAAGAUGACGUAAUCACGCCCGCAGCCUAGCAGCAGUAUCGACGGCGUAAACAAAGCGAGCCGCUAGGAGCUAAGUGGACGAUGUUUCUUUGGUGGAAUAGUGGCUCUAUCUUUACACUUUUUCAGCAACAUAUCGACGAAGCUCGACUUCUGGUCGAUGAAUUUUAAGACUCCCUCGUCCGUUGAGUUCCCCAAAAAAAUUGCCUACCGUUACUGUUAGCUGCGUUAGCUCCAGCUAGCCUUGGAUAACGGGAUUUUUGUAGUCCUGGGAAUUGUUUUCAAUCCAGUCGGUGUUAUUUAUUAAAGCAGGUUUAUCAUUUCCACUCAUGUCGAGCAAGUAGAGGGCUGCUAACGCUGCUGACAUGAUGAGUUAGCUCGCAAUGAUGUAGCAACUCGUGACUAAAAGGAUCGUUCAUCUGGAUAGCUAGAUAGCCCCCCCCUUGGAUCGAUGACCACCUAAGCAGCUGCUGCGAUCUGGAGGCGGACUGACAUGUUUAGUUUGAUGGCGAACUGCUGCAGCUGGCUGAAACGUUGGCAGGAACCUGCCAGGAAGGUGACCCUGGUGAUGGUGGGUCUGGACAACGCGGGGAAGACGGCGGCGGUGCGAGGAAUCCAGGGAGAGAACCCGCAGGACGUGGCUCCCACUGUGGGCUUCUCCAAGGUGGACCUGAAGCAGGGCAAGUUUGAGGUGACCAUCUUCGACUUGGGAGGCGGGAAGCGGAUCCGCGACAUCUGGAAGAACUACUACUCGGAGUCCCACGGCGUGGUGUUCGUGGUGGACUCCAGCGACGUGCAGCGCAUCCAGGAGACGCGGGAGACCAUGGCACAGGUCCUGCAGCACCCGCGCAUCGCUGGAAAACCCGUCCUGGUACUUGCUAACAAACAAGACCUGGAGGGGGCGCUACCGGAGGCAGACAUCAUCGAGAACCUGUCGCUGGAGAAACUCGUCAACGAGAACAAGUGUCUCUGUCAGAUCGAACCGUGCUCCGCCAUCUUAGGAUGUGGAAAGAAGGUGGACAAGUCCAUCAAGAAGGGCCUGACCUGGCUCCUCAGCAACAUCGCCAAAGACUACGAGGCGAUUGCUGAGCGCGUGCAGAAGGACACGGCGGAGCAGCGCGCGCUGGAGGAGCAGGACAAGAAGGAGAGGGCGGAGAGGGUGCGGCGGAUACGAGAGGAGAGGGAACGGCUGGAGCGCGAGGAAGCAGAGCGGGAAGGACGGCCCGUCCAGGAGGACCAAGCUGACGACGGGAACAUGCAGAGCCCCUUCCAACCCAUCGGAGAUUUAAUCUCCAAGAGAGAAGAGACGGACAGGAAGGAGCAGCUGGAGUUAGGAGACAGGAGUAACGGUCCGAAGGAGGAAGAGGAGGAUGAGGAGGACAACGCUGGAGAGCCAAACAACACGAGACAAACAGCAGAAAACACGACGCCUGCAGGAGAGCAGAGCAAGAAGAAGACGAGCAAACUGCAUCUGAAGAGGAAGCACCGGGUCGACCCGCUGAGGGCCGACGACGGCCCCACAGAGAGCCCAACGCCGCCACCGCCGCCACCCGUGGGAUGGGCCACGCCCAAAGUCUCUCGGCUGCCCAAACUCGAGCCGAUCGGAGACUCGGGACAUUCCGAGUUUUACAAGAAACCGCUCCCGCCGCUCGCCAACAGGCCGCGACCUAACGGUGACUCUCAAGACGUCAUCUCUUAAAGCUCCUUCACUGACUGACCGACUGACUGACCGAGGUCAGCUUUUGACCAAUCACAGCUCUUUUCUGUGCUUUCUGUCCCAAGCCAGCGGGGUGUAGACCACCAAAACCACACCAGUGGGACAACCGCGGGAGCCGGCGGCUUGGGCUGAGCAGAGGAGGAAAACGGAGCAGAGUUUCAUGCUGAACUGUGGAACCAAAACAAUAGAUUUGAUUUCUAUUAGUGAUCAGUAUUGAAAGCUGGGAGUCAGUGCAUCCAACUAAAACACUUUAAACUGAGAAGCAAUGUAAAUAAAACCUCAUCUAACCUUAGCACAAUAAGAAAGGACGUUCAGGUUGCUCAGUUGUUUCUUUGUUGUAGCAGUGCAGUUGGAAAAAUGCUCUUUAUUUCCUCUAAAAUGGUGAAGCUGUCAAGUUUAUAAAAACAUCUUAUAACUACGGCACCAUUUCAGGAGAAAUAAACUGAAUUAUUAAGAAAAAUGUUGCAGGGUUACAACCAAGAAAUAAUCGAUCAAAUACAGAUUUCCCUACUUUUUGCGCUAAGUUUUCUGUUUGUUUUGAAGAAAUAUAUUUGUAUACUGAUUGCCAUUAAAAAUGAACUGUCAUUUAUUUUUGCACUUUGAGAUUCGUAGUGUAAGCUUGAUGUAAUCAUGAUGAACAUGGAUGAGAUGGUAGAGAUGUCUUUGCUUUUCAUAGCUUUUUACAUAUUUAUAUCAGCUGGUUAAACUCCAGAAAGAAAAAAAACACUAAAAUGUUCAUUGCUGUCACAAGAAGAAAAAGCAAAUUCUCAAAAUCUUUUUAGAUAUGUUUUUAUACCACUUUAUUUACAGUUAGAAAAUAUGUAUAAAAGCUACAGGGCUUCA